Messenger RNA from Echinococcus granulosus, 768 nucleotides. Its product is annotated as Vacuolar protein sorting-associated protein. The record is from RefSeq and is a predicted model, not a curated record. Gene Ontology annotation, cellular component: multivesicular body. Bases 1 to 768 code for a protein of 255 amino acids. Gene Ontology annotation, biological process: late endosome to vacuole transport via multivesicular body sorting pathway. The transcript is spliced from 5 exons. NCBI's taxonomy places the organism in Eukaryota, Metazoa, Platyhelminthes, Cestoda, Cyclophyllidea, Taeniidae.
AUGGCUCUUGCUAAACCACCGGAAGUAUUGAAAAAAUUCGGAAGAAUAUGUAAACUUGCGCAGGACAAUGAGGAGUCAGACCCAGUUAUUACAUAUUAUUGUCGCCUAUAUGUUGCGAGCAUGGGCCUUAGACCUGAAUUUAAAUGCAAGGAAUCUCGCGACUUUAUAACCAAGCUACUGGAUUAUCUCUCUGAAGCUAAAAAAGCAAAUCCUGGGGAUCCGCUUUAUACAGAGGAGAAAGUUGGGCUGGAGUAUGUUGAGCGACAAGCCUUGGAUCAUUUUACUGUCGCCUUUAAAAAGGACGAAGCCGGAGAUUUUGGGUCUCCUACAUUGAACAGUUUCCUUACCGCUGCUGCUCUUCUCGAAGUCCUUACCUUAAAUGGAGAGACUAAUGCUGAGUUGACGAACGCUCGAAAGUAUGCAAAAUACAAGGUUCUCUAUCUGAUUGACUGCAAGAGGCGCAAUGUAAAACCAGUUGCAGGGCCUCUCACGGAAGGCGAUGCCUCUGUGACCCCCAAUAUCGCGGGAUUACACCAAGAUCCAUUACCGCCCACCACGAGCAAGUCCAAACAAGAUCCUGCGCCAGCAGAACCCGCUGAACAUGGAUCUGGGUCACAUGGAGGGGACAAAUCCGGGGAGUUGUCUGUCGAUACCUGUGAGAAGGCCACCAAAGCUGCUAAGUUCGCUAUUAGCUGUUUGCAGUACAAAGACCGAGACUCAGCUAUCAACUAUCUGAAAGAGGCACUAAGUCUCCUCUCUGAGCACUGA